AUGGUUGAAAAGCGAUUGCCGCUCAUUAUGUUUGGCGGGGAUAUCGUCUUACACUUAGAGAUGAAAAAUCUUAAAGAACAACAUCAUCGUGAUCAAAUGAGCAAGCGACAACAACCAGUGGAUGAGAAAAAUUGUAACAUGACGACGAUGACGAUGACGUUGUUGUUGUUUGAGGGUUGGGAAGAGAAAAAUUGA
Clunio marinus is the source of this 195-nucleotide messenger RNA. Lineage: Eukaryota; Metazoa; Arthropoda; Insecta; Diptera; Chironomidae. The record is from the annotation of a GenBank genome assembly.